Sinocyclocheilus grahami is the source of this 2169-nucleotide messenger RNA. RefSeq names its product vascular endothelial growth factor receptor 1-like. The coding region runs from base 211 to 2169 and encodes 652 amino acids. The record is from RefSeq and is a predicted model, not a curated record. Gene Ontology annotation, molecular function: growth factor binding; ATP binding; transmembrane receptor protein tyrosine kinase activity. Lineage: Eukaryota; Metazoa; Chordata; Actinopteri; Cypriniformes; Cyprinidae. Gene Ontology annotation, cellular component: signaling receptor complex; plasma membrane. Gene Ontology annotation, biological process: positive regulation of kinase activity; cell surface receptor protein tyrosine kinase signaling pathway; protein phosphorylation. The transcript has 18 exons.
UCUGCAAUGAAAGAAAUACAACUCGCCGUCUAUUCACACUUCUGUAACAAUAGCUACCCGCGUCGCCCGUAAAUCACUCAGCUGCUUUAUAAGGCGGACGUGUAAUGCUAAGUGCUUCAUGUGAUUGCCGUGAUUUCCGUCAGUCUCCCUAGGGGUGUUUUUGAUCUUUUUUGAUUAAACUGAUUCAGCAGAUGUGGAACAUCAUGCGUAAUGACCCCUGACCCGAGCCCUUUUGUCUCACACUGUACAGUUCUGCAGGCACCGGUGCUGCUGCGAAACCUGAGCAAUCACAGUGUUAACGUAAGCAACUCGGUCACUCUCCACUGCCCCGCUCGGGGAAUUCCACAUCCCAGGAUCACAUGGUAUAAGGAUCAAAGAAAGAUGCAGCGGGUGUCUGGUAUUAUGCUGUUUCCAGAGGAAGGGACUCUUCAUAUCGACCGAAUUACAGUUGAAGACCAGGGACUUUACACCUGUAAGGCCACCAAUGAGAGAGGGUCUGUGGAGAGCUCCGCCCACAUUUGGGUUCAAAGUUCAUCUGAAUCACUUUCUCUGGAGAUCCCGACUCUAGCAUGUACAUGCGUGGUGGCCACUCUCUUCUGGUUGCUUCUCACACUGCUGAUUCGCAAACUCAAACAGCCAAACUCCACUAAUGGCAAAGCAGAGUACCUGCCAAUCAUCCUGCAUCCAGGGGAGGAACCUCUGGUUGAGAACUGCGACAGAUUACAGUAUGAUGCUGCCCAAUGGGAGUUUCCACGUGACCGCCUUAAACUAGAAAAGCCCCUGGGGCGAGGGGCAUUUGGCCGAGUAAUGCAGGCCUCAGCUUUCGGCAUUUGCAAUUCAGCCAGCUGCACCACAGUGGCCGUCAAAAUGCUUAAAGAUGGCGCUACGCCCAGUGAACACAAGGCUCUGAUGACAGAACUGAAGAUCCUCAGUCAAAUUGGGCAUCACCUCAAUGUGGUCAAUCUUCUUGGUGCAUGUACCAAACCAGGAGGGCCUCUGAUGAUCAUAGUUGAAUACUGUAAAUUUAGCAACCUGUCUGCGUACCUUAAGAGCAAACGAGAGGUGUUCCUGUUGAACAGGGAGAACAGAGAAGAGGAGGGAGGCAUGAAGGAGGGAUAUAAAGAACGCUUGGCCAGUGUGUCCAGCAGCCAGAGCAAUGCCAGCUCAGGGUUUAGUGAGGAGAAAGAGAUCUCAGAGGAGGACAGUGGUUCUCUUCCUGAAUCCAACAACCCUUUGCUGCUUGAAGACCUGAUUUCUUACAGCUUUCAGGUGGCCAGAGGAAUGGAGUUUCUCACUUCUCGCAAGUGCAUUCAUCGUGACCUUGCUGCCAGAAACAUCCUGCUGUCCAACAACAAUGUGGUGAAGAUCUGUGAUUUUGGCUUGGCCCGAGAUGUGUACAAAGACCCAGACUAUGUGCGCAAGGGAGAUGCACGGUUACCAGUGAAAUGGAUGGCACCUGAAUCGAUCUUCGACAAAGUCUUCACCGCUCAGAGUGACGUGUGGUCAUAUGGAGUUCUGCUCUGGGAGAUCUUCUCACUUGGAGCGUCUCCAUACCCGGGGCUGAACAUUGAUGAGGAGUUUUGUCACAGACUGAAGCAGGGGACUCGGAUGUGUCCUCCUGAGUACAGCACCCCGGAGAUUUACAGCAUUAUGAUGACAUGCUGGGAAAAUAACCCUGAGGACAGACCUUGUUUCUCUGUUCUUGUGGAGAUACUGGGAGACCUCCUGCAGACCUGCGUCCAACAGGAUGGAAAGGAUUAUAUUCCACUGGACGCUUUUAUUUCUGGAGAAGGAAAUACCGUCACGGCGCACAUCGACCAGAAAGACAUAAGCCAGAAAACACUGGGAACUUCAAGCUACAUCAGCUCUGGGAAAAUCAAAGCCAUCAGCACUUUUGAGGAUCUACACAAAGAAAUCCCCAUUUCUGACAGUGGAAUGGUUCUCCCGUCUGAAGAGUUGAUUCGGGUGAAGUGGAUGGAUAUUGCCAAAAACAUCACUAAGUUCUUCUCCAAAGGUCAAAACCAGCACAUGAAGGUGCCUGUAAAAGUGCUGCCUUGUAUGAAUAGCGCCCCCUGUUGUCAUCAGAGGGAGGUUCCUCCUGUGUGUUACUCUCAGAGGUGCUGUUCUCCCCCACCAGACUAUGAACUAAACUUAUUGCACCACUGGUAA